Cordyceps militaris CM01 is the source of this 1338-nucleotide messenger RNA. Its product is annotated as NADH pyrophosphatase. Gene Ontology annotation, biological process: NADP+ catabolic process; NAD+ catabolic process. The record is from RefSeq and is a predicted model, not a curated record. The coding region runs from base 1 to 1338 and encodes 445 amino acids. Gene Ontology annotation, molecular function: metal ion binding; NADH pyrophosphatase activity. Gene Ontology annotation, cellular component: cytosol. The transcript has a single exon. Lineage: Eukaryota; Fungi; Ascomycota; Sordariomycetes; Hypocreales; Cordycipitaceae.
AUGCCGUCACCGCCCGUCAAAGUGAUGCUCCCCGUCAACCCCGCCCUCCAAGACGACGACUCCAUGCUGACGCGCAAGUUCGGCCAGGAGGUCGUCAACUACUACUCAGGCACCCGCCUCAACCGCUACUCGUUCCUCCGCGCCGACGCUGCCUUUUUGCGCCGCGCCGCCCUCGCCCCGGCCGCCCGCUACGUCGCCCUCAACAACCUCGCCGCCGUCGUCGUCGACAAGUCCCAGCUGGCCACGUUUUCGUACGACGAUGUGAAGCCCCUUCUUGGCGCCGAGCCCCCCGUGGUGCUCGAGGAGAAGACCGUCGUGGCCCAGUUUGACUCGACCAAGGCCACGCCCCUCGUCGUGUUUCUGGGACUGGUGGAGGGUGCGAUUGGCGGCGCAGCGGACGAGGACCACAAGACGGUUGAGAUUGAGUCGACAAGUCAUGGAAACGUGAAGGCGCAGCCGUACUUUGCCGUCGACGUCACCCCGCGCGAUUCAUACAAGGAGGCGGCCGAGGAGUUCCAAAAAACGUUUGAGGCGCGAGGCUUCUCUAUCGAGAACAACCCGAGGGCCAUGGCGCUUCUCCCUGAGCACGGUACGACAUACUACACCGCCCCGCGAACUUUGACUAACGUGCCUGUCCCCCCAGCCUCCAUAUUUGCCCAGGCCCGAUCCAUGAUUGACUGGAACACGCGCAACCGCUUCUGCGCCGGCUGCGGUUCCCGCAACCUCUCCAUCCAGGGCGGCUACAAGCGCGUAUGCCCGUCCGCCGACCUCGCCGGCAGCUCCGACGGCAGCACGCCCGUACCCCGUGACGACUGCCCAACCCGCCACGGCGUGUCCAACAUCUGCUUCCCGCGCACCGACCCGACCAUGAUUGCCGCCGUGGUGUCCGCCGACGGCCGCCGCGUGCUGCUCGGCCGCCAGGCCGCCUGGCCCACCGACUGGUACUCAACCCUCGCCGGCUUCCUCGAGCCCGGCGAGUCCAUGGAGGAGACGGUCCGCCGCGAGGUCUGGGAGGAGAGCGGCGUCCGCGUCGGCCGCGUCGUCAUCCACUCCACCCAGCCCUGGCCCUACCCCUCGAGCCUCAUGAUUGGCGCCGUCGGCCAGGCCCUCCCCGGCGGCGAAGACAUCACCCUUCACGACCAGGAGCUCGAGAGCGCCCGCUGGUUCACGCUCGAGGAGGUGCACGUCGCGCUCGCGAGGGGCGGGAGUGCGCUUGGGGGCCCGACGCCCCCAGCGUACAAGGCCGGCGACUUGCGCGUGCCCCCGCCGCAGGCCAUUGCCCACCAGCUGAUGAAGGCCGUCGUCGAGGGCAAGUAUACCGGCGCGUCCAAGAUUUGA